GGAAGUGUCAGCCUAGAGUUUGUCGAAGUGCUAACGGCUACGCUAAUGCAUUACAGAGCGCAAAUCGAGUCUCUGGCUGAAUGUGUCAUCUUCAUCCCAGACAGAAAUUUACACUCUAUCGCCAUGCUACCGCAGCAGUGAACAUUCUCCACGGAAAUAAAAAGAAACGACGGUAUAUCCUUCUGCUUAUCCAAGCGGUGAAACUAGGCAGGUGUGAAUGACCGACGUGUUGCCUACCACCGCCCUCAGUGAAAUAAAGCUCCGCCUACUCUGCCACGAUGACAUAGAGAGAAUAAAAGUGCUCUGUGGAGAGUGGUUCCCCAUUGAGUAUCCAGACUCAUGGUACCAUGACAUCACAUCAAAUAAGAAGUUCUUCUCUCUGGCUGCCACCUAUAGAGGUGGAAUUGUGGGGAUGAUUGUGGCAGAAAUAAAAAGCAGAACGAAAGUGCACAAAGAGUAUUAUCCCAGCAAACCGCCUGUGUUGCUAACUCAGCAAUCAGCAUAUAUUUUUAUCCAUCAGGAUGGAGACAUCUUGGCCUCCAGCUUUCCUGUUGAAACUCAAGUUGCGUACAUCCUGAGUUUAGGAGUCGUGAAAGAGUUUCGCAAACAUGGAGUAGGCUCUUUGUUGCUGGACAGUUUAAAGGAGCACAUCUCCACCACGGCACAGGACCAUUGUAAAGCCAUCUACCUGCAUGUGCUCACCACCAAUAACACUGCCAUUCACUUCUAUGAGAACAGAGACUUUAAACAGCACCAUUAUUUACCAUAUUAUUACUCUAUACGAGGAGUGCUGAAGGAUGGCUUCACCUACGUCCUGUACAUCAAUGGCGGACAUCCUCCAUGGACGAUCUUUGAUUAUAUUCAUCAUAUAGGUUCGGCACUGGCCAGUCUGAGCCCCUGUUCUAUUCCUCAGAGGAUUUACCGGCAAGCACAGAAUCUCCUGCGCAGCUUUCUGCCGUGGUCGGGCAUCUCUUCCAAGAGCGGCAUUGAGUACAGCAGAACCAUGUGGAGGAGAUUGAUUUUUUUGGGUCACAUCAGAUGCCUGGGCUGCUGAAGACUGAUAUCGGCUCUCUCUGGUCUGGAGCAGUGUAUUAUACUUGUACAUUUUAUAUAUAUAUACUUUAAUAUAUGCAUUGCCAUUAUUAGGUUUCCUUUUUAAUAUAAACUAUCCACUUCAUGCCUGUAAUUCUGCUGCUGUGUAGAAAUAUUCUAUUGUUUAUUCAAAUUUUUAAUAUAAAUAGUUUUUUUGUGUGUGUGUGCCUGUUCUAUAGGAUAUUUUAGGAUUCGAUGGUAGAAGUAUGCAUACUUUUUCCAUUUAGUCAUUUUCAUCCAUGUCAAGCUCUAGUGUUUUGUUUGUUGACACUAAGCAUGUAUUUCAGCCCCCAGUUUUAAGUUUAAUAUUUGUUUUUUUUUUUUAAAUAACAUUUGCACAGAGGCGAUGAAUGUAGUGUUGCUAUGAAGGGAAGAAAUGCCAGAGUUACCGAAAACCCUCCAUCUCACCAAAUGUGUAUUGUUAAUGUCAAAUUCAAAUGCGGGAAAAAAAAAAAAAAACGUUUUAAAUUUAGAGCAUUUUAAUUUAGUUAGAACAUUACAUCCUGCCAUUCAUUGCAAUGUACUUGCUCUUUUAAUGGGGAAAUGAAUGUAGUGGGGGGAGAAAUGUUUGAUUUUUGCUGUGUUGCUGUGAAUCAGGGAUUUACACAAAAAUAAACGUAUUUGAGAAAAAUACUCCUGUGUUACACAAAUUACAAUAUCAAAGAUUAUAUUUAUCUGUGUUUGACCAUACAUUCAUGAUGUCUGUGUUGAAACAUUGAUGUUUUGAUGAAGCAUUUCUGUGAAAUUAUAAGAGAAACCUUAUGGAAACUACUGUAUCAGAUGUUAUUGGCCUUCAAGCAUUUGAAUAAUGUUUCUUCCAAUUCCUUGUUUGUAUACGUGCUUUGUUUUAUCCAAAAUAUUGAUUUUGAAGACAAAUAGCAUGUAUGAAUAGCUUUUUUAAACAAGUUUUCAAUAUAGGUAAUAUAAUCACUAUCACCUUGUGCUUUUGAGCGUGAAAGUGUGUGUAAAUCUGCAAUAAUUCUCCCAUUUGUCUUGUUUUUAAUGUUGCACUGUUGUAAAAUUGGUACAUUGUUUUACAUUUCAUUGUAUAACAUUUUCAUUGUGUAGGUAUUAAGAAUUGAAAUAGGGGAAAUGUCUAAUACUCUUCUAGAAAAAAUGCAUUCUAACCCUAAGAUGGCCAUGGUGUAGGUGAAAUGAAAUAUGGAAAGCAGCAGUAACUGAAUUUUUCCAAAUAGUUUCUGGAUUGUGUAGCACCCUCUAGUGUUCACUGAGAUGAUUUUUAAUUUGUGCACAAAUUAAUGUAUUUGUAUUUGUUGAAUUGCACCAUUUGCAUCCCUCCAUUUGUCUAUUCUUCAUUUAUGAAUUGAUUCAUGCAUUAAGAGAUUUUUGAGAUGACCUACAGGCAAGAGUGAAAUAAAAAAGAUUGUGCAAC
Pimephales promelas (fathead minnow) is the source of this 2485-nucleotide messenger RNA. It is a transcript of the gene naa60, whose product is annotated as N-alpha-acetyltransferase 60, NatF catalytic subunit. Gene Ontology annotation, molecular function: protein-N-terminal amino-acid acetyltransferase activity; histone acetyltransferase activity. Gene Ontology annotation, biological process: N-terminal peptidyl-methionine acetylation. The record is from RefSeq and is a predicted model, not a curated record. Gene Ontology annotation, cellular component: Golgi membrane. Lineage: Eukaryota; Metazoa; Chordata; Actinopteri; Cypriniformes; Leuciscidae.